Molecule: messenger RNA, 1894 nt
Organism: Mytilinidion resinicola
Lineage: Eukaryota; Fungi; Ascomycota; Dothideomycetes; Mytilinidiales; Mytilinidiaceae
Exons: 6
Coding region: 126-1634 (502 amino acids)
Biological process (GO): DNA-templated transcription; regulation of DNA-templated transcription
Cellular component (GO): nucleus
Molecular function (GO): DNA binding; DNA-binding transcription factor activity, RNA polymerase II-specific; zinc ion binding
Source: RefSeq, a predicted model, not a curated record
CUCGCAGGGAAUGCUUACGUAAGACAUAUGCAGUGGUUUGUCAGCCAUGCGCUAGCUUUCUGUAUCUGCAACCUCUAGGUAGUGUCGGCCUUGUACAUUAUCAAGCCCUCUCCAAUGCAAAAGAGAUGACGGCAAGUGGCGCUGGUGCUUCUGUCGCGACUCACGCGGGAGUCGCAUGUGCCUUUUGUCGACGCCGGAAGCGAAGCUGUGACAAGCGACUGCCCCAGUGCUCCGCCUGUGCGUCUAGGAAUCUCGAGUGUGAAUACUCCAGAAUCUUUGCACCCAAUGAUUAUGGCCCACAGCAGGCCAAUACGUCGAGAGAAUGGACUUCAACUCAGCCGCUCCUCACAGCGUCCGACAGCAAUCCGACUUUUCCAGCAGUGUACUUUCUAGACAAUCGCGUAUUCCAACAUAGCCGCAUGCAGCUGCCAAGGACCAACUGGACUGUCCCACCAAUCAUUGCCGACUAUGUAGGAGACCCUCUUCCACUGGCCUUGCAGUAUUGGAACAAGGUGCACUCAUGGAUGCCCAUAAUCUCUAAAAAGCGCUUCUAUGACCACUCGUUAAAUCCCCUCAUUUCACGAGACGUUGAUGUCGUUCUGCUACUAUCCGCUAUGAGACUCUUACUAUGGCAUCCAGCCCAGGAACCAUGUCCGGAAACAGAGUACAUGGCGAUACGCCAUGCUAUUAUUGAGGCAGAAAAUCUUGGUGUUUUCACCCUUCAACUGCUACAAGCUAAGAUACUCCUGACAAUUUAUGAGCUCGGGCACGCCCUCUACCCCGCAGCAUACUUGUCUGUCGGCUCAUGUGCGCGCUUUGGUAUAGCAGUUGGCGUAAAUCAGUGUCUGCAGGCUACUAAUCUAUCCACUUCUCCCGAAGCUGCAUUGGAGACCGAGGAGAAGAAGAGGACGUGGUGGGCAGUUUUGAUGCUGGACCGCACCAUGCAGCUAGGGAAUCCCACCCAAAUGCUCGCUACGGAAGAACCAGCAUCCUCCAGCUACCUGCCAGCGGACGAUGAGUCUUUUGAAUCAGGGAAUAUCACCCGUGAACCGUUCCGUGCAUCUUCUCCGGCAUCCAUCGAAAUGGGUAUGCUUGCAAGAAUGUCUCAAGCAACAUUCAUACUCGGUCGUGUACUUCGUUUUCAAGCACGAAGCUCUGAGUUUGAGGAUGAAGCAUUCCGUGAGUCGGAGCGCUUGCAACUAGAUAAGACGCUGCGAGCCCUCUUAAAUCUUGUAUACAUUGAAGGUUCUGUCAAACGCAUUGCUGUUUGUGCGCAGUCUAGUAUCUGCUACAGUGCACUUAUUGCCCUACACGAUCCAGAGGCGAGACGAACUGACCUGGAACAAUUCGAUAUGAAACUGGUGCUUCUUGGGCCAGUGGUCAAAGAAAUGACCUGGGCAUCUGGGAUCUGGUUUAGCGAACGCCUUGUUAAUAUAUCCGAUGCAUCUCCGUUCUUGCUAUUCUGGGCAUAUCAAGCGAUCACGAUAUAUCGACGUCUAGAAGCGCGAUAUGGUAAUGAGACACAACAGCACAUGCUGUUAAUGAAGGAGAAACUCAGAUUGAUGUCACUGAGAUGGAAAGCCGGAGAGGCAUAUUUGCAAAUAUUGAACGCACGAGAAAUUACAAUGAUGUAGUGGAAUAAGCAUACCGGGGCAUUAUAGCGAGCUGAAUCCGCGACACCACAAUAUCCGCGACACCACAAUGCUCACUAUCUUUUCUCCAAGUCUUCAAAAGCAAGCUACUAUUCUCUCAUGUUUUCUUUUGCUAUGAAACACAACCGUGUUAUACUUUAAUCUGGUCUAUUCCAGUGUUGCAAUGAACUCCUUUACAGUCAUCACUCUUGAUGCAAAGAGGGGCCAGAUCAAAUCCGUAGCCGCAGUUUUCAACUUAUUGC